GGAGAAAAAGAGUACGUGGGAGAAAUCCACGAAGAUGCCUGUAUCUGUUCACAAGACACAAGUGUCGUCUACUGACAGAUAUGAAAGCAGAGAGGAUAAGAAGCUGACAGACCCAAACAACCAUUGUCCUCUACAUAAGAAACCACACCCUCUGAAGAAAUGCAGAAGCUUUAGAGAAAAGAGGAGCGCAAACAGCUCUUAAAGGAACAUUCCUUCUGCUUCCGGUGUUGCUCCUCUACUGGUCAUCUCGCCAGAAACUGCACGGCUGAGGUGAAAUGUAUAGAAUGUGGGAGCACGGGUCACGUGUCAGCACUACACCCAAGAGCAGCAGUCUGGAAACCUAAGCCCUCUCCUCCCUCUUCAGAGCACGUCGGGGAGGAAGACAAAGCAGACCAUCAGGUCACAUCAAGGUGCACACAAGUGUGUGGUGAAGGUGCCUUGUAAGUGUGUAUCCAGCUGGUCGCUCGGAAGAGGCCAAGAAAAUGUAUGCAAUACUGGACGAGCAGAGUAAUUGUUCCCUGGCACGCUCUGAGUUCUUCAACAUUUUCAAAAUCACAGGGCCUUCCUUCCCUUACACACUGGAAACAUGCUCUGGACUAACUCAGACAACAGGGAGAAGAGCUAGUGGGUUCAUAGUGGAGUCAGCAGACAAAAAGCUAAGCUUUCCUUUGCCUACACUUUUAGAGUGCAACCAAGUUCCCAACAACCGCUCCGAAGUCCCUACGUCAAAUGCAGCUCAUCACUAUGCUCACCUGAAGUGCAUCGCCGACGAAAUACCACCUCUCGAUCCUAACGCUGACAUACUCCUCUUGCUGGGCAGAGACAUUCUUAGGGUCCACAAGGUCCGUGAGCAGAUAAGUGGUCCAGACAAUGCACCGUUCGCCCAAAGGCUGGACCUGGGAUGGGUUGUCGUUGGUGACGUGUGUCUAUAGCAGGUUCUCACAAACCACUAGAGGUGAACAGUUACAAGACGUCUAUCUUGGAGAAUGGUCGUACUAGCCAUCUGCAGCCAUGCAACAACCAAAUCAAGACACCAUACCAUUCUUACUGAGGGAGAAGAACCUGUGCCCCUACAGUCUGCCGAUUCACCUUUUUAUCAGUGCCCAUUCUGCUCUUAUAAGACUGCAGAAAGGCAUUCGGUGAUUAACCACAUAAAAAAAUCAUGCAACGGUGAAACAUAAAGAGUUCACCAUUGCUAGAUGUGGUCUGAAGUGCCGCUCAACUACGCACUUUCACUGUUGCUAUUGUCCAGCUACACUAAUUAGAAGAGACCAAAUCACCAAGCACCUCUCGAGUCACAGUGUGUUGGACAAUACAAUAACUGGAACCCUGCAAACUCUGGUGGCACCACAGACAAUCAAGACACCGCAAGGUAACCUGCAGACUCCGUUGGCACCACCGACAGUCAAGACCCCGCAAGGUAACCUGCAGACUCCGGUGGCACCACCGAAAGUCAAGACACCGCAAGGUAACUUGCAGACUCCAGUGGCACCACCGACAGUCAAGACACCGCAAGGUAACUUGUAGACUCCAGUGGCCCCACCGAAAGUCAAAACUCCAGUGGCAGUCGAAACACUGCAAGCCAGGGAGGCAAUUGCCCAGCCACCUCCUUUUGCACAUGCAAAGAAGCACACAGAUCUUCCUCUUGCUUGGCAACACAAAAAAAGAGACGUUGUUAAAUGUGAGCAAUGUAAUUUGGAAUUGAAGAAAACAAAAUUGAGAACUCAUAUAAGAAGGAAACACACAGAUCCUUUGGACAACAUUUCUGAAGACCGUUAUCUCAGGUCACAGUUUGUAGAUGUUAAAAGAGGGAUCUUUGCUGUGGAGAAGUCUUUCCACGGCCCAGCAACCCCAGUUCAUGUCAUCAAAAAUACUUGGUCACAAACACAGAGGUCAGAGUGUGAGGUUGAUCAGUGUAAUUGAAAUGCAGACUUUGCAUUUAGAAGUGGUCUCCUCCCAUUUGAAUGUCACCACAUUCGGUCCUUGUGCUUUUGUCCUCGUGCCAAUGUACCAAAUGUUGCUCUGACUGAAAAGGAACUGUGUGUAAUGGUUCAAAACCAUUGGUUUGGGGAAAAUCGUAAAAAAUAACUUUUAAAGAAACAAGAAGAUGCUAAAGUGGAGGAUGCACCCCUAUCAGCUCUUCUAACUGUUGGUGGUCCCCAGACGAAGUUGCAUAUCUCUGUUUUUGAACCUUCAGUGUCAUACUACAGCAGGCUUGGAAGGGUUGUUGUGGCAUAUGACACAAAGAAAAACACUUGGCAUUGCCCUUGUACGAUUUCCAAAAAGUCAUGCAUCCACAAGGCUAUAGGCAAAUGGCAUCUUUUUGAGACAAGGAGGGACCUAUUCAAAAGAGUUAAGAGUACAGAAGAGAACUCUUCACUGAAUGAAGGCCAACUGAAGCACUCUGUCAGUGAUUGGGUAAUUUUCUUUGUCAGAGGUAUUGAAAGGAUUUUGAAAUACAUCACGUCUCACAAAAAAAUACCACCUGAACUUCCCGUGACACUGGUUGCAAACUCCAGAAAUGCAAAGGCUUCACUUGGAUUUCCAAAGCAUCUUGUUCCUGCUGAGGUCACUUGCAAGGAAUGUGUUGAACAGAGUGUCCUCAGCGACCCCCAGUUGAUCACCAGUAAAGCGAGGAUUAUAACAUGCUCUGGCAUAGUUGAAGGCAUAUCGACAUACAAAAAGACAUGUCCCAGUUGCGGUAUGGUCUACCGCUAUCAGGAGUGGCAGGAUGGAAUCCACAAUUUCGAUAACCACAUGAUGCUCUCUCUACAUUUGUGCCUUACUUUAAGAAAUGCAUUACAGACCCACACUGCAGUUAGCCGUGUAAUUGGGAUUAUUGAGGCAACUGAGGGAGAGUCCUUCCCUAACAAGGAGAAGGUGCUACAGGCGUAUCUCUCCUUUGAAGCCCUCUCUGAACAUGACUACACAUAUGCCUGUGUUUCCUGUGGGUAUCACCCUGCAACAGUUGUCAUGGAUCUUCAUAAGAAGGGCGUUUUCAGUAUGCCUGUGAAAUCCAAAAUCCACCUCAGCAGUAUGAUGGUAGAGUCAAUGUGAAAUCCUAAACCGUGGUUUCUACCCCAGUGACGGCAAGAAUCCAUUCAUUGUCCGUCCAAGUUAUCAAAACUGGGCACCGUGGAUUGGACAGCAUACCAGACAGUCAGAUAUUGUGUUCAACACGGAGUAUGCCAAGAUCCAUGUGCCAGAUGUCUCCACUGAUGCGGACGAGCGGGUGACAGAAGAGCGACUGGCUGAUGAGGUGUUAAACCUAAAGGUAGCAGAGGUUAGGGCUCUAUGUACUGUAAGCAGUGUGGCCUCGACAGCAAGGGCUCUAAGAUGGACCUUGUCCUUCGUCUUCGUGAGAAAAUGGCCAGCAGGACGACAUAUAAUAAAGUGUUUGAGAAAGUCUGGGGUGCCUCUGGUGGUUGGGCUGUAGUAAUGUGCCCAUGUGGAGUCGUGUAUUCUGUAAAGUUUAAUCUCAGAGCUGAGAGUCCCAAAGACUUCACCGACAUGCUUCUGUCAUGGAAACAUUUUCCAAAUGUUACAGUGUAUGACUACGCAAGGGGGCUGGCCAGUCAUGCCAACUGCCGACAACCACUGGAUCCUCCCUUCCAUCCACAUGAGGGGAGGUUACUUCAUCCCUCACCAAAGAACAUCAAACUGGCUGCAGAGAGGAAGCUUAGGGUAGAUUUGGCAUGGCUUAAGCACAGGAAAGAGGAAGAGGACAAGGACUGCCAUCCAAUCACUGGAUCGUCUGAUCAUUAUGCUUUGCUUGAUGUUUUCCAUCAAUGCAACAGCAAAGAUGACAGGGAUCUCCUUCGGAGAAUUGAACUUGUUCCAGAGCUUGCUGGGCACAUUAACAGCCUGUGUGCUGAGCAGUUAUUCUCCGGGAUGCGGAAAAACAAUUAUUUCCUUAAUAUGCUCACACCCUCUGCACACAUCUUCCUACAGAGGGAUAUCUUGCACCUCUACAAUGUGGACCGAAAUAACAAAGUGAAAGAACAGUUCAAGACAAUUGUGGGAAGCAAUACUGCGUUUAGCCUUGAUGUUAAUGGAAGAAUCACCUUGGGGCAUCAAAGCAAAGAGACGACGACCCCACAACUGACUCUUCAUACAGUAAAGGCCCACCAGUCCUGUUGGGGACAGAAGCUGACUCAAACACAGGAAAAUAUGCUUUCACAGGUAUUGGACAGCAGAGGAAGCCCAGAUGAACGCCUUGCCUAUUUAAACAACCAGAUCCUUACACGCACUGACUUUUGGACUUUGGGACGACCACAGGAUGUUGAAGGGAUGAUCCUAAACAGCUGCCUCAAGGUCAUAGAGAAUCUGGCCAAUCACCAGGUAGUGAAGUUGCAUACCUUUUCCAAUAUAAAUGUAUCCCCUUCUGUUUAUAAUCUUUUCUGGACUGAAAUAACAACUGUCUUACAGGGCAUCAAAGUGUUCUUGGCAAACAGCUAUGUCGUUCACACUUGGUUUAUACCAAGUGUGCAGAAUCCUGAACAGCAUCUCCCGGAUAAAGCAGACGAUUUCCAGUGGAUUCUGGUUCCUGUGUGGCGCCCAGGGCAUUGGACAAUAUGUCUCUUGGCCAACCUGUUCGGCAUUAUUCCACUGUUGGUGGUUCUGCAGUUCUGCAGUGUUCAAAAACAAGUUGCUCUGCUUGUGUCACCUGGACCCUGGAGAGAAUUCUGUGCAAACGACAUUCAAGGCAUACCAAGACAACGGGCCUGUGGGGUGUUUGUGCUCAUGUAUGCCCUCUACUUUGUGAUGGAGUCAGCUUUUGAUUUCAGUGAGUUGGACAUGGAGCAUUUAAGGAGAUGGUGGUGCAUGCUACUCAUUGACAACUUCCCCGUGACAUUCGAAGGCAGAAGAUCAACCAAAAGACGACUGGAGAGGGAAGACUGCGAAGACAGUCCCAGGAAAAAGGACCCACUGGCAAAGACGGCUGCAGAAAUUCUUGUCAGCUCUGAAGAGGAGGAUGGAGAGAAGCACCCCUUUAUAAGUAGUGCUAUGGCGGCAUCUCAGUGGUGCUCUGCAAAGAAUAUGGGAGAUAAAGUCAUCCUGCCACAAAUUCUUUCCAUGGCCCCACUGGACAGAGAAGCAGCUCUCCUUAACCUUGGUGAAGCCAGCAACCUGCGGGACGAAGACAGCUGGGAAGACAGGAUGGACCCAUUUAUGUUCAGGUUCAAAUUUGAGUCGGACUAUUUAAUGUUUUUUGAGCAGUACAUUGACAAAGAAAACCUUAAGGUUCAUACCUGUUUUGAAGAGCGCGGUUGAAUGUUUGCAUCAGCAAAGCCUUUCACUGUUGUAUAGAUUUUUUUUUUGUAUACUUGGUUUGGUUUUUAUAUUUACUGUAUUUGCUUUUUCGGUUCUGUUAUCUUAAUGAUUGUUCUGUUAUAUGAUAAAUGUUGUAAAUAAUAAAUGCUUUUUCUAUCAUUCUA
This is a messenger RNA of Gymnodraco acuticeps, 5438 nucleotides long. RefSeq lists its product as uncharacterized. The transcript is spliced from 21 exons. Bases 3295 to 5274 code for a protein of 659 amino acids. Lineage: Eukaryota; Metazoa; Chordata; Actinopteri; Perciformes; Bathydraconidae. The record is from RefSeq and is a predicted model, not a curated record.